AUGCGAAGGCGGCAGAACAGCUCGCUGAGCGCGUCCUCGCGGGGGCUACCUCACCACACACGACAACCCUCCAAACCCUCUCAACCAAUCAAGCCCAAAUCGGCCCAUGUGUCCGACCAGUUCCUCCAGAGCUUCCUCUCGCCAUCUUUCGAUGCCGCAGACUACCUCAACUCCUCCCUGCCGCCGCUCCAGGCCCACGUCUCCUCCAUCACACCGAGCCAGGAGGGCGCCGUUCCCUUGACUGAGUUAUCUUCACAAGCACAGGCUUUACUGUCGCAGCUGAACGCCCAGACGACACGAUUGACGAACACUCUGACACAGCUCACGGACGAUAUACUGCGGAGUGGAAGCAGGCUCGCUUACGAAGUGGAACUACUCAGGGGAGAGACACUCAGUCUUUCAGAGUCACUAUCGGAUGGGUUACAAGAGGACGUGGUCAAAUUUGUCCCGGGUGGGAUACGAGAGGACAGAGAACUGAAGAUAAACGGAGCAGGCGAGGGGACACAGCGGAGAGUUUCGGGAACAGCAGUAUCCGCAGAUGCAGGGACAAAUGGUGACCCCGUCGAUGACCCGGAGUAUAUCACCCAACUGCGUACGCUGACCCUCGUGCGUGCGCGUCUUGAUUCCGUCAUCAAGACGUUUGGCGAUGCUAUGGAGUUCGUCUUCCCGCCCUCAGAGCUGUCCGUCAGUUCUUCGUUUUUGUCUGUCUCUGCACCUGACGCUGGAAGUCGGGAGCACAGCACAGAGGAGAAGGGGCAGCAAGUCCUGAGGCAACUCAAGGAUGAAAUAUCCGACCUGGUAUUCAAGAGCCAGGACCCGGUCGAGGGCAUUGAGAAAGCCGCGCUCAAGGUUGAAGAGCUCAAGGUGCUGACCCAAGUCUGGAAGGGCACAGCGGAGGAAAAGGGCAGGACAAAGUUCAUCGACGGUCUGGCGAAGAUGGUGGAAGACAGGCACAAGGACCUGCUGCGGGAGAUGGAGCAAGGCAGCAAACGCGAUGUCAGGACAGAGACAGAAAACGGCCCCCGAAAGAGUACGGAGGGCGCCGCAGAAAGUCGAGGAAUAUCAGGAUAUGGCUUUAUGAACCAACUGCAAAAACUACGAAGCGGGCUAUAA
This is a messenger RNA of Neoarthrinium moseri, 1113 nucleotides long. RefSeq lists its product as uncharacterized. The coding region runs from base 1 to 1113 and encodes 370 amino acids. Lineage: Eukaryota; Fungi; Ascomycota; Sordariomycetes; Amphisphaeriales; Apiosporaceae. The transcript has a single exon. The record is from RefSeq and is a predicted model, not a curated record.